This is a messenger RNA of Dermacentor andersoni, 2188 nucleotides long. RefSeq names its product CCA tRNA nucleotidyltransferase 1, mitochondrial. Gene Ontology annotation, cellular component: mitochondrion. Gene Ontology annotation, biological process: tRNA 3'-terminal CCA addition; mitochondrial tRNA 3'-end processing. Gene Ontology annotation, molecular function: nucleotidyltransferase activity; tRNA binding. The record is from RefSeq and is a predicted model, not a curated record. Lineage: Eukaryota; Metazoa; Arthropoda; Arachnida; Ixodida; Ixodidae.
UCCAAAAUCAAAGCCACCACUGCACAGAGGAGCAACUGCCGCGUGAUUUCAGUCUGUUGCAAGCCUGUUUUGUUUGGUGCAUUACACAACGGUUAAUCAGUACCGUGGCUAAGAAACAUGCGUUCUGAAAGUUCCUGACGAGAAGAGACGUAGGAAAAACUUACCAGUACCCCCGUCUCAUGUUACAGGCCUGGCGCCACAAGAUCGUCGGCGCUGUUUUGCGACGGUGCAGCCACUGUUACUACUCCCGCCGCGUGGACUUUCGCGGCACUGCGACAACGGCUUCGUGCACCGGCGGCGAUCGCGUGUCGCCGCGAACCAUGAAGCUCGAUAGCCCACAGUUUCGCGCGCUAUUCACGCCCGAAGUGAAGGAGCUUGUGGACAUCUUCAAGCGGCAUGGCCACGAGCUGCGCAUCGCCGGCGGCGCCGUCCGAGACCUGCUCAUGCACAAGCAGCCGCACGACCUGGACUUCGCCACUACCGCGACGCCGACCGAGAUGAAAGAGAUGUUCGACAACGAAGGUGUGCGCAUGAUCAACAGUCGAGGAGAAAAGCACGGCACCAUAACGGCGCGCAUCAACGACAAGACAAACUUCGAGGUGACGACUCUGCGCGUGGACGUGGUGACGGACGGUCGUCACGCCGAGGUCGAGUUCACCACCGACUGGCACACGGACGCCAACAGGCGCGACCUCACGGUCAACGCGCUCUUCCUGGGCCUCGACGGCACAGUCUACGACUACUUCCACGGCCUCGAAGACCUGGAGAAGAGGCGCGUAGCGUUCGUCGGCGACCCCGCGCGGCGAAUACAGGAGGACUACCUGAGGAUACUGCGCUACUUCCGCUUCUACGGACGCAUAGCCGUGGAGCCGGACAGUCACGAACCGGAGACGCUGACCGCGAUUCGAGAGAACGUCGGCGGUCUCGCGCGCAUAUCGGGCGAGCGGUUGUGGACGGAGCUCAAGAAGAUACUCGUCGGCAACUUCAGCAAGGAGCUCGUGUGUCGUAUCGUCGACGUGGGCGCGGCGCCCUUCCUGGGCCUACCGGACUCCCCGGACUUGCACGAGUUCUGCAAGGUUUGCGACGCGUCGAGACCGCUCGAGCCGCAGCCCACGACCCUCCUGUCGGCUCUGCUGCAGAACGAGUCGGAGGUUAUGAACAUGCACAACCGCUUAAGGCUGUCCGCGUACGAACGCGACUUGGCUCUGUUCGUAGUCGCUCACAGGGAGGACAAGAAGUCGUUCGAGGACCGCUUGAAACCCUUUCAGGCGCUGCUGUUUACUACCAAGGGCAAGGUCGGAGACGUCCAGGAGUGGAUCUGCGAGGUGCUCAAGUACCGCGCGGACGCCGAGCUUCUGGAACGAUUCAGGUGUUGGGAUGUACCCAAGUUUCCCGUGAAUGGCAACAUGCUCCUCGAGCGGGGCCUCAGGAGCGGGCCCAGGUUUGCGACGGUGCUGGCCAAGCUGAAAGAGAUGUGGUUCGACAGCGACUUCACGAUGACUGCGGAACAGCUGCUCGAGAAGCUCCCGGACAUUCUCGCCGAAGUCAAAACGAGUAAAUCGAAAAAAGCUUGAACUUUUUCAAGCUGGAAGGUUGUAGGAGAGGCCACGAAACAUGCUGUAGGAAGCGGGCCAUGGUCAGAGGCCACCUAAAUAUGCAGUUGUGGAGCAGCUUCAGAGUUCAGAGUGAUCGGACUUUCCCUCACAGAUAUUGAAGUAAAGAAAGCGUCAUGUAGUGUGUUGUCUGUGGAGAUAAGUUGCUUGCGGUACAUUCACUGCAGCAGCACGCUCCUCACCAUCUGAGGCAGGAAUCAAGCUGAAACAUAAGCAGUUCACGAGCACGCUACAAAUGCUGCCCCCAAAGAGCUUCUCGAGAAGUUUCCAGACAUCUUGUCAAAGGUCGAAGCAACAAGGAAUGGCACGACAUCUCGUGCAUUUUUUUUUUUUUUUUCACGGUUUCACAGAAAAACUCAUCACAAGAGACGUGCUGUAGAGACACUAGCUUUAUUCCAUGCCAGUUCGCACAAAUCAUUUGCAAGCUCUAAACCAGCCGCGCACACCACUCAGAAUGACUGGGAAAAAAAGGUUGCGUGCAGUGGCAUGCCAUACCAUUGCUUCCUUCCUCAAAACAUAUCUGUCCUAGUCCCAAAGACUAUCCCCUUCAAUAAAACUACGCAUUCCUCCUGUAA